This is a messenger RNA of Parasteatoda tepidariorum (common house spider), 1923 nucleotides long. It is a transcript of the gene APC7, whose product is annotated as anaphase-promoting complex subunit 7. Lineage: Eukaryota; Metazoa; Arthropoda; Arachnida; Araneae; Theridiidae. Gene Ontology annotation, biological process: protein ubiquitination; cell division; positive regulation of mitotic metaphase/anaphase transition. The record is from RefSeq and is a predicted model, not a curated record. Gene Ontology annotation, cellular component: anaphase-promoting complex. Gene Ontology annotation, molecular function: protein binding.
CAAAUCUAUUCAAAAUACAAACAAAUAGUUGAAAGGGAUUUUUUGACGUUAACGAUUUGAGGAACCUUCUUUUCAUAUUUUAAAUUAACUUUCAACUGUUACUUCAGAAUAAAAUAUAAAGCGCAUAUAUUAGUAUAAUUUUUUCAUUUGUUUUAAAAUGGCUAUGUUUGAACAGUUAAAAAUCUUGUACGAUCAAGGACUGUACAGUAACGUGACAGCUUUGGCAAGUAUGCUGCUUACUGUUGCAGAAAGUAGUACAGACAUGCUAACUUUUUCAACCAAGUAUCAAACUUAUGUUUAUUAUGGGGAUUCUCUUCUUAACAUGAAGGAAUAUAAAAAAGCAGAGGUCAUGUUUAAAAAAGCUCUUCAGCUAAAAAAAUCUCUGGCUAAAACUAAAGGGAAGACCCAAGUUUUUCCGCAAGGAGAGGUGACAUCAGAGGUUGAUGUGAAAUAUAAAGCUCACCUGUGUCUUGUUAAUCAGAAACAGUUUUCUCAAGCCAUAGGAAUAUUAGAAAGCAUAUCAGCCAAACAGAGAACUCCAUGUGUUAAUAUGGCAUUAGCUAAACUACAUCACCAAAAUGGUACAGAACGAUCUGCAAUCACAAGUUAUAAAGAGGUUUUAAAAGAGUGCCCUUUUGCAAUCGAAGCUGCGCUGGGUUUGUUGUCUUUAGGUGGUAAAGGUGCAGAAGUUGUCUCUUUAAUGUUAAGCGGUUCUGUGAGUGCUGCUAAUAUAGACUGGUUGUCUACAUGGAUCAAAGUUCAUUCUCAUCUGUAUGCACGUGAGCUUUCUCAAGGAAUCGCAGCUUUCAAACAAUUGGAAAUUAAGACUCCUUUAAGAGAUAAUGUCGAUGUUCUUGUAUCUGUUGGUGAAGCUUAUUACAUUAAUGGAGAUUAUGCUAAUGCUAUGAUUGUGCUUGAGCGAGCUCAUUCAGUUGAUCAACUUUUGAUUAAAGGCAUGGAUAUUUAUGCUGCUCUAUUAGCAAAAGAAAAGAAAGUCAAAGAAUUAGAGAGCCUGACAGCUCGGUUAAUAUCCAUUAAUGAUACUGUUCCUGAACCCUGGAUUGCCAUGGGAUAUUUUUGUUUUGUCUCAAAGAAGGGUACAAAAGCUGUUAAUUUUGCUCAAAAGGCUUGCACAAUCAACCCUCUUUAUGUAGAAGGUCUCCUAUUAAAAGGAAUGGUGUUGUAUGAACUAAAAAAAUAUCAAGAUGCAAUGGAUGAAUUUUGCGAUGCAUUCAAAAUAGCCCCACAUCGUUAUGAGGCUAAUAAAGGUAUGGUUGAUUGCCUAUUAGCACUUCAUAGAACUAGAGAAGCUGUUGCAGUUGCAAAUACUGCUUGUAAAUAUCUUGGCCAAACUGCAAGAGCUUUAACUCUGUGUGCAUCUGUGGUCUUAAAAGAUCCUUUGUCUGCUGACAAAGCAAAAUCCAUAUUGGAAAAAGCUCUGAAACAGGAUCCUACAUAUCUCAAUGCUGUUUAUAUGCUGGCAACUAUAUAUGAACAAGAAAGACUCUAUGAAAAGGGAAUAGAAUUACUGAGGAAGCAUACUGAACAUUCAACAACCUGUAGACUUCAUCAAAUGUUGGGUGACUUUCUAGCAAGAACAAAUGAACAUGAAAAAGCUUUGCACCAUUUUAGUAUAGCCUUAAACAUGGAUCCAUCCAAUCAUAAGGCUGCUGAAGGAAGCCAACGAGUAGAGCAAAAUCCUGAAUCUUCUGAAAGCUUUGAGGUGGAAGAUAUGCCUGAAUCUGAUAAUGAGGGUGAUUUUGAAGAGAGUGAACUUGAACCAGUAUGGUCAGAUGUAGAAUUUACUUGAGCUGAUUGUAGAUCUGCCUAUGUAAAUACAAUAUUUCAUUUAAUGUUUGUAAUUAUUCAUAUUUUUUGCUUUCCAUUUGUAUUUAUUGCAAACGAAAUAAAAUUUCAAAUUUA